AUGUCAGACAAGUCAAGUCCGGAACGUCCUUCUUUGUUGGACAUGGAAUUGUCAGAUGCCGAUGACACUACUGACAAUAUGAAGGAUAACAAUGAAGACGAGCUGAAUGACAAUAACAUCGACAAGCUGCACGACCCUACAGGUCAAUACGCCAGUGCAUAUGCUCGCGCCACCAAAGCCAACCAGCCUACUUCACCGGCUCCUAGCUCCUCUCCAUCUCCUCAACCACCUAUCCGCAAGCGUGCCCGCAGAUCUCGCAGCCGAGUCCCAUCUCCAGAACCAAAUCGUAGCCUUCAAGCUCAGGACCCUGCCUCCCCUCCAAAUCAAAAUUCGUUUGCAUUCUCCCACCAAUACGGCCGGCGAGAGCACGACCGCCUUUAUGAUUCCCCUCGAGGAUUUGGAGAACCCGCCAACCGACAUGGCCCUGCUGUUGCCCGUGUUGUCAGCCGCCAUUAUAUGCCUUCCCAAUAUAAUAGCACCCGUUCCGAUAAUCCCACCGAGUUUGAGCUCGCUUCGGUACCCCUUUCUAAGCGAGGUUAUCACCCCCUUUCAUUCACUUCACAAUACGACAUUCCUGACUACGAGCAAUCACCUCCUCCAUCCGUCCGACCAUCUUGCCUCCAACAACCUACUUCCAUCCAAUACCAGAAUACCCAUUACGAGGGCCAAGGCCCUUCACGAGAGCUUGUACCUUACAACGGCAACUACACAGCAGAAAGACGUGCAACCAUGAAUCGCCAACCAAAGAGAGGCUACGAGUCAGUCAGAGACGGCGAUUCGGAGAGUGGUAUCUUCGUCAAGGUGGAUGGAUAUCGAGUUGAACAAGCAGGGCAGAGUGGCAAGCGCUUCUCUCAAGAUAGCCUCCAUUCCUAUGAAAAUAUCCGUUCCCGACCGCAACCUGGUCAACUCCCAGGUGAUGAGUACUUCAACAAUCCUGGCAAGAACUUGCGCCAAUCUCGCUACUCUGGAGGCCAGAACAAUUGGGGAAUCAAUAAUAUACCCGUUCUGGUCCCGGAGGAUGAAGUCACGGACGCCGCAUUGCUCAAGCGUGGUCUUAAUCGUGGAGACGGGGCAAAGGUCUGCAAGCGCGGUUAUGGAGCCAACGAUCCUGAGAACAUUGCCAUCGUCAAUAUGUUCGAGAAGGAUCGAAUGUCCUUUGAAGACAUAUGCAAGAAGCUCAAUUCUGACCGAGUCCUGAACGGCAGAGACCCCACUCUUAGUGCAAACGGCUGCCAAAAUCGUUAUAAUCGAAAUGCUCCGAUCCUCUUUAGCGCCGAGGGAAGAGAGUUUAUUCCCCUUGGUUCUCGCAAGCGUGGGCAGCGAAUGGACGAUAUUCCACCCACAAAACCAAGAGCUAAGGCAGUUUGGAAUGAUGAGCUUGACACUGCUCUGGUAUUGGCUGUCAGAGAAUGGGAGAGCAGGAAGUGGGAUGAUGUUGCGGUGCUCUUCAAGCGGAAGACUGGUGUUGAUAUGGAUGCCGGAGCUUGCGCCAACCGCCACCACAUCAUCUAAGUGUGGGGAAAGCAAGUUGUCGAGUGAGGUGGGGUGGAUUCUUGACAACAAAUUACCUGGAGUUGGUAUUUGAUGGACAUGGGUGGAUACUUGACAAUGGCUGUGUUCAGAUGAUAUGGCGUUGCUUUCUACACUUCUUGCGUUGCUUUAAAAGUUCG
This is a messenger RNA of Hyaloscypha bicolor E, 1670 nucleotides long. RefSeq lists its product as uncharacterized. NCBI's taxonomy places the organism in Eukaryota, Fungi, Ascomycota, Leotiomycetes, Helotiales, Hyaloscyphaceae. The transcript is spliced from 4 exons. The coding region runs from base 1 to 1512 and encodes 503 amino acids. The record is from RefSeq and is a predicted model, not a curated record.